AUAUCAAAUUAAGCACUAAUUGUUGUCUAUUUUGGUGAUGAUGGAAAAGGAAGAAGCAAAAAGGCAUGGUCGGAGGUUGGUGCUUGUGGUGUGUCCUUUCCAAGGCCACAUAAAUCCCAUGCUUCAGCUCGCCACCAUCCUCUACUCCAAAGGCUUUUCAAUUACCGUUCUACACCCAGAAUUCAACUCUCCGAACCAUUCAAACCACCCGAACUUCAGCUUCGUCUCCAUACCAGGCGGCUUGUCUAAUGUCUCCGCCUCGCCUGGGGAUAUUGGCGCCACCAUAUCCGCCAUUAACAGGAGCUGUGAAGCUCCAUUUCAGCGAUGCUUGGAGCAGAUUUUGGAAGCGGAGGAUCCGCACGAUCGGGUUGCCGCUGUUAUUUAUGAUGGGUUCAUGCACUUUGCUCAGCGCGUGGCGAAUCAUCUAAAACUUACUGGGAUUAGCAUGCGUACAAUUGCGGCUGCCACGUUGUUUGCCUUCGCCGUCUCUCGUCAUCCUGACGGCCACGGCUAUAUCCCCUUUCUAGAUUCUCUCUCUCAAUUAGACCAAGAGCCUGAGCUGGAGGCCCUUAAGCUUAAGGACAUAAUAGAAUCCGCGGCAAGAAAUCCAACCUUUUUGGAGUUGAGAGCCAUCAUGACAGAAACAACAAAAAAUGCUUCUGCAAUAAUAGUGAACACAAUCCACUUCCUUGAACAAAAAAUACUAACAAAAGUGCAGCAAAAAUUCGGAAUUCCAAUUUUUCCCGUAGGCCCUUUUCAUAAACUAGCUCCAUCUUCCUCUAGUUCACUGCUAGAGGAAGACACUAAUUGCAUUUCUUGGCUUGACAAACAAGCCCUAGAAUCUGUUAUUUAUGUGAGCUUUGGCAGCAUGACAAGCAUGGAUGAAAAUGAGCUUCUGGAGAUUGCCUUGGGCCUAGCUAGCAGUGAACAGCCUUUUUUGUGGGUGGUACGACCUGGUUCGGUGCGUGGCUCGGAAUGGGUAGAGGAGCUUUUGCCCGAGGGCUUCUGGAAAAGAGUAGAAGCAGAAGGAAAAGGUUGCAUUGUCAAAUGGGCACCACAAAAGGAAGUCUUGGCGCAUGGUGCAGUUGGAGGGUUUUGGAGCCAUUGCGGCUGGAAUUCAACCCUAGAAAGUGUUUGGGAAGGAGUUCCGAUGCUAUGCCGGCCAAUUUUUGGUGACCAACCUUUGAAUGUGAGAUAUGUGUGUGAUGUAUGGAAGAUAGGCUUGGAGAUGGAGGGUGUCUUGGAGAGAGGGAAGAUAGAAAAAGGAAUUAGGAGACUGAUGAUAGAUAGUGAAGGCCUAGAGAUAAGGCAAAGAGCAAAAGGUUUAAAGGAAAAAGCUAACUUUUGUUUGAGUGAGGAUGGUUCAUCCUACAAUGCCUUGAAUGAAUUGGUGCAACAUAUAUUGUCAUCUUGAUGACAUGAGGAUGAGGCCAAAUUUCAAUGAUAAACAUGCAUGAGAAUUGAGAUGCUUCCUCUCAAGUUAGAGUAAUGUUAUUAUUCAAACUUAUUUAUCAUAUACAUUUUAUAUCAGUUGAGAUAAUGUGUUUUAAGUGACUUCUCAUAUCAUUUCUACAUCAGAUAUGCUUCUUCUGCUUAUUUCUCUUGAGCAAAGCCAUUUGUACAUCAUAUUGGCUUUUGCUUUUCUUCCUCAAGAAAUGAGUACGACUUCUAAGUCUAAGAACUCUCUUGUUUUCUUCUUCAACCAUUAUUGUCAUGUUAGGGUUUGUUUCCAUCCUCUAAAUUUUUAUUAUUAUUAUCGCUCUACUUCUGCUAGAACUACCAAUAGUGGUAGAGAUAUUGUGGAAAGCCCCAAUCAGUUCUUGAAAUCUGUGAGGGAUCGAUGCAAAUCUCGUAGCUUUGGGAAUCUUGAUGAUGCCUUAAGAGUGUUUAAUAGAAUGCUUCACAUGCACCAUUUGCCUUCCAUUGUGGAUUUUAAUCAAUUGCUGACUGCAAUUGCAAGAAUGAACCAUCACUCAACUGUGAUUUCUUAGAUUAAAGAAAUGCAACUAUCAAGAAUUUCUCCCGAUGUU
This is a messenger RNA of Corylus avellana, 2030 nucleotides long. RefSeq names its product UDP-glycosyltransferase 76B1-like. Lineage: Eukaryota; Viridiplantae; Streptophyta; Magnoliopsida; Fagales; Betulaceae. Gene Ontology annotation, molecular function: quercetin 7-O-glucosyltransferase activity; quercetin 3-O-glucosyltransferase activity. The record is from RefSeq and is a predicted model, not a curated record.